Messenger RNA from Saprolegnia diclina VS20, 330 nucleotides. RefSeq lists its product as hypothetical. NCBI's taxonomy places the organism in Eukaryota, Oomycota, Saprolegniomycetes, Saprolegniales, Saprolegniaceae. The coding region runs from base 43 to 243 and encodes 66 amino acids. The transcript has a single exon. The record is from RefSeq and is a predicted model, not a curated record.
GCUACGUACCCGAUCAUUGGCAUCAUCACGUUUGCGACGGGCAUGUCGACCUUUGCCGGUCUCCGGUACCUCUCCAACAGCCCGGACGUGACGUUCGCCAAGGAGAAGCGCACCGCGCUCUUCCACCGGUCCAGUGACGAAGGUGCAUCGUUCCGGUCGCACCGCAUCGACAUGGCCCAUCUGAAACUCAACCCGAUCACGCGCAACGGCGACUUUGUCGAGUUUCGCCAGCGCCACGCUUAAGACUAUAUUUUUCCAUUGUACACUACAAUAAUCUAGCAUCUGUUCACCUCAACUCAAUGCGAUCGUCUGCACGUUGGUGUUUGUCGG